AAACAGUUAGUGUCUUGUUCACAAAUUUCACCUAGAGUGAAUAAAUGUUUAUAAGUAGUUUAUCAUUUGAAAAUUGUUGAUUAUAAAAUAACAGUAGAAUGUCGUACAGGGAUUUGAGAAAUUUCAGCGAAGCCAUGCGCACCCUGGGCUUCCCCCGCCCUAUAUCCCUGGAGAGUUUCCGGAGCCCCAACUGGGAGCUGGUGGAAGAGUGCCUGCGCUGGUUGGCGGCGAGGGUAGAACCUGAUGCGACCCUGGCGGGCGGGCGGGAGACCAUGGAGCAGAGAGUUGCUUUGGUUACCCAUGCCGUGGCGCUAUUUCACUCCAGAGCAAACUUAAGACUGAACGGCAAGAAGAUGUACGGCGCCGACGGGUGGGCGGCACGGGAGUUGCUCAAAGUGGCCACGCUGCUGCGAGCGGCGCUGGAGUCGCCGCCGCCUGACGACCAGCAGGCGGAUCUUGGGGUUCUCAACUAUGACGUCAGCUCUCGGUUGGCAGAAAUCAAGCAAGCGCGAGGGCUUGCGACAGAAAUCACAGCUCAAGGGGCUUUUCUGUACGACCUGCUGGCGAAGGAGGCUGAGAAUAAGGAACUGCGCGAACAAGCCCUCGCGCGGCCUCUGGACAUGUCUGCCAUGGAGGCCUGUCUCCGCCGCGCCCUGGACGCGGUCGCAGCCAAGGUCUCCAGCGGGAAGGACCAGAUCGACAACGUGGCUGCCAGCGAGGCGGCCCUGGACGCUAAGCUCGAGAGGAGACGAGCGGAGCUGCAGCGAGCUGAGAAGAGGCUGCAUACGGUGCAGAAGAUCAAGCCGGCGUACCAAGGCGAGCUGACCGCAUUGGAAGGGGAGCUGGAGCAGCUUUGGGAGCAGUACGUGCUGCGGUACCGCUGCGUGGAGGCGCUCAAACACCAGCUGAGUCUGCUGGAGGCGGCACAGGCCGAGGCCGCCGAGGAGCAGCAGGCGGCCAUCAUGCAGCUGAUACACAAGUAUGAAGCUGAAGAUGUUCUGGGCAAAAUUAGCGACUCUGACGACAGUGAUUCGAGCGACGAGGGGAGGGAGAUGAGCGAGGCCCGCCCGCCGCGACCCUCCACCAGGCCCAACACCAGGCUGAGAAUCAAGACCGCUGGCGGCGCUGCGGAGAGCAGACGCGCAUUCGGCAGCAUGGCGGCGGCGCGCGACUCCCUGGACGAGAUCCGCGACGAGGACGACUCGAGGUCAGAUUCUGACCUCUCUGACACGCAGAUCUAUGGGGCGGCGGAGGUGCCCGCGCGUUGGUCUCGUCCGAGGCCGCGUCCCGCCACGAGGACGCUCAACACGGCUGAUGAUGAUGAGUUCGCCGACCUCAUUGAAGGUACGGACGUGGGUGGCGGCGCUCACUCUCUAGACAGCUCGUCGGAGAGCGAGCUCCGGCUCAGCAGCGGGCGGCCCGGCGCCGCGCACGGGCGCGCCUCCGCGCUCAGCGACAACGAGUUCUAAAGCGGAUGCGCAUGCGCAUGCCUUUAGUUUUGGGUUUUGUUUGUUUGUGGUAUGAAAUGAAAGUCGAUUUAUUAAAUUAUAUAAAUGUUUAUUCAAAUUCUACCACACUGUGGUUGCUUGUCUUGGUUCGUUUUUAAUUAAAAAUUACGUGAAAUAAAUAUAGUUUUGAUGUGUCACUAGAUAUCCCAAUUAAAAUAGUUAUAAUAAUAAAAUACAAUGUAGGGAUACGCUAAGGUAUACAUGAUUAUUUAAUAAUUUUAUGUACAAAAUAAGUAUAAUUUUAGCGUAUGUACA
This is a messenger RNA of Amyelois transitella, 1763 nucleotides long. It is a transcript of the gene Cluap1, whose product is annotated as clusterin-associated protein 1. The coding region runs from base 99 to 1469 and encodes 456 amino acids. NCBI's taxonomy places the organism in Eukaryota, Metazoa, Arthropoda, Insecta, Lepidoptera, Pyralidae. The record is from RefSeq and is a predicted model, not a curated record. Gene Ontology annotation, cellular component: intraciliary transport particle B; centrosome; cilium. Gene Ontology annotation, biological process: cilium assembly. The transcript has 11 exons.